Molecule: messenger RNA, 3240 nt
Organism: Pundamilia nyererei
Lineage: Eukaryota; Metazoa; Chordata; Actinopteri; Cichliformes; Cichlidae
Product: reticulon-4 receptor-like 1
Exons: 3
Coding region: 442-1683 (413 amino acids)
Biological process (GO): signal transduction
Cellular component (GO): plasma membrane
Molecular function (GO): protein binding; signaling receptor activity
Source: RefSeq, a predicted model, not a curated record
AGCGAGGGUUCAAUCUGUCGUCUUCAACCAAAUAAAGGAUCACAUUGUGUAAGGAUUAACUUUAUUAACACCCACACAAAGAUACACUCCCUCACACAACCAGGAGGCUGUGUUUCCACACUCCUCUCGGAGGAAGACGCGCCCCCGGAUUCGCUGGAAGAGGGGAAGCCCUUCAGACGGACCACUUGAUGGGAUGCAGAGAGGAGAGAGGAGCUGCUGCCGUGGCUGUGCGUGAUGUUCGAGUCGUCCAUCAGGGUUUCAGCGCAACACGCCUGUAGCUGACAUCGCAGCUAGCAACUGAUCCCCAGUGAUUCGCGUCACCAUGCCAACUCCUGCGAUCCUCACAGCAACCUGGAGGAGGAGCUGCUAGGUUUACAACUAUAAUUCCAGCUCUGUUAGCCAACAUAAAGUGGAUCCCUUCCUAGAGACAAGGAAACAGAGAUGGUUUUCCAGUGGAGUCUCCGGCUGAUUUUCAUAUUGCUAGUGAAGACAGGACUUGCUGUUGGAUGUGUUUGUCCAGGAGCCACCAUUAUGUCCCAGUUUCCCUCCAAGGUUCCUGCUGAUGUGUGUUGCCUGAACUACUCUGGAUCUGCUUUCACCCGUGUGGACUGGUCUCUGUUUACCAAUGAAACAAACAUAGUGACACUGGAUCUCUCCAACUGUAAUAUCAGCUCUCUCGAUAUCAGUGGCGAAGAGGCUUCUGGGGCCUCUGCAUUGCAGAAGGUCUUUUUGAGUCAUAAUAGACUAAAAAUGUUACCAAGUGGGUUUCUGGGGAGACAGCCCAGUCUGAAGGAGCUGGAUCUGGCUGGGAACUUACUUCAGGAGCUUCCUGGGGACUUUCUAAAGGACUCCAACAACCUCCAGAAGUUGUUUCUACAAGAAAACCAGCUAAAUUUCCUCCCUAGCUCUAUAUUGGACAAUCCGAGGCUUCAAAAGUUGGAGCUGGAUGGGAACCGCUGGGACUGCUCUUGCUUGUUAGUGGAAGGCCUGGAGGCAAGAAGGGAGGCUAAUCGCACCAUCAAACUGCAGGAUCUGCUUUGGAACAUGACCUGCUUCUCUCCCUGGCACCUGGCCGGCAGGACUGUGUUGUCGGUGAAGGUUACCGAUGCGUGUCGGCCAGCCGGCCUCACAGCGCUCUUCAUUGUCCUUCCCCUCCUCGUCCUGUCCACCUUGCUACUCUGCUGGUGCUGUGGGAGGACGAGGAAGAAAAAAGAAGUGCCUACUUUCAGCAGCUCAAAAAAGAGGCCUCACAGUUCCAGCUCCAACGGCCAGAAGCAUCGCAGCAAACAGCAGCCUUCAGCGGCUGAGCAGGGUAAAGCUGGAGAGGGGAUCCUGAAGAACCAGCUGCUGCUUCGCCCAGCAUCCGCCCUCCUGGGCAGCACCAGGGACAUCUAUGAAGAAGUGGAGAUCAAGCUGGGCUCAGUAGAGUCUCUUCCCCGAGUCACCUCGUGCCGCUCCAGCUCCACAGAGGAGAGGCAAGGCUCCCAGGAGCCUGAUGGGGCCAAUAAUACAGAGCUGGACACGGUGAGUGUCACAGAAGUGAUGAAAGACUCAGCUGACAGGGAGAAAGCUUACAUGACUCAGUCAACCGAGUACUACAACCUGGUGCCAGGUAUCGAACUGGAGGACUCGGACCAUGGCGAGUACGAGAAUGUGGCGACAUCAUCUUCCACCAAAGAAUAGAUCAGCAUUACAGGAAAUACUUUAAAAAAUCUUUAUUAGAAUAUUUGUGGCAUUCACAUGGUGCCUUCAAACCAACUUCCUGCAUGAUGAGGUCUUAAGAUAUUCCUGCCAAAGUUACUACAGGUUUCUGUCCUUCUUUGUGUUUUUGUCUGUCUUCUUUUUUAUUUCAUCAGAGCAGAACUACCUAGUCUCAGUUGGUUUGGCAACUGAUCCACUUGAUUCUCUCAAAUAUCUGAAAAGAGUUUUCCUUAAAAUAGUCAUAUACUUGUGUCAUAACACACAGAAAGUUUCUAGAAGUUAGCCUCCCAUAGCAUAAAGAUACAGCAGGGCCUGCUCUGUCUGUACUGCCCUAUCUGAUAAAUGCAGAAACUAAAGUUAAGCAGAAACAACACUGUAGCUCAAUAAAUGACAAAUCUGUCAUGGCUUCGAUGCAUGCUCACGCCAUGGUAUUUUAGAAGUUUUUUAUUUCUGCUUCUGUGUCUGGAAUAAAUAAAGUUACGUUUUUAAGUUUAAAAGCCUGGAAAUACCAAGAUUUCUGUAAUUAGUUUUGGAGGUUUGAUAACAGUUUUACAUCUAACAGGGAAGCGCUAACAUGAAGAUGCUAAUGCUAGUCCAAAGCUUAUUUAGAAAUAAAUUCAUACAUGUAUUAGUGUCAGUGAUCAGAGGCAGAAAUACAUGUUGUUGUUUUUUACAGUGGACAUGUUGACUUGUCAUAGGUGGAAAAGCACAGCAUUGAUAACAGUGCAGUUUAAAUUAGCAGUGAAGGACUUCCUGUAAGUCAAAUGCAGCCGACACUGAUGCGCCUGUUCUUAACCCACAGAAAAACAUCUACUUUACACUAAUUUGGUUUCUUUCAAAACCAGCACUGCUGUGUUGGCUUGCUUUGAGGCAUAAAUUUGGGUAACUAAAUGUAUACAAAUUUAAUGUUUUCAGUAUUCUGGUUUGACUGGGCCUUUUUAAGGUGCUAGUAUGUUGAUGUCUAACCUGGGCAAAGCCAGAUAGCUCUUUGCCCUUCAUCGAAAGAAGACCUGUUAUGUUGGUCAGCUCUUCUAUGUCUGAAACAAGACUUUUUUUUAUCUCCCUUUAAGCCAAGUUUCUUCUGAUUGGCUGCCCUGUAGAAGGAGCAGAUUUGAACAGCAGGAGUGAGGCUGUUGUGCCCGCAGCUAUAGCUGUGUGCUUAGACCAUAUUACGAUUACCCACUCUAUAUGACAUUUAUACAGCACCUAGAGGAGAAACAAAAGAGAAAAACAAAUGCUAAAAGCAGAAUGAAGCCUGGGUUUUUGGCUCGCAGGCUUUAUACACACAAUUUAGACCUUUGGCUUUUACUACAAGCAUCCAACAUAGAGUACCUUACAAAUUUCUUAGACCACCUGUCAAAAAACUAAGAAAACACAAAUAUUUCAGAAAUCUUUCAAAGACUUGUUUACAACUGAAAUAACUGAAUUCACUGAACUAAAUUUUUCAUACUUGAAUUUGAGACAGUAUACUGGACUUAAGUGAGAGGCCAGAAAUGAAUCAAACAUAACAUUCAAACAUCAAAAUUAAAUUUUCUGAUC